UUGGUGUAUUUGGAUAACAGCGAAUGGCAAAGCAAAUCAAGGAUAUCAAACAAUUUCUACUUUUGGUACGACGAAAGGACGCCAGAUCGAUUACUAUAAAGAAGAAUAAGACCAACACGAAAUUCAAAGUACGCUGCAGCAGAUAUUUAUAUACUUUGGUGGUGAAGGAAAAAGACAAGGCUAAGAAAUUGGAACAAAGUCUUCCACCAGGUCUUACUUUGAAGAAAAUUGAGUAGAAAUAAAAAAUAGUUCGUUGCCCUUAUACAGGCCAGUAAAACACACUCUUAUCUC
Molecule: messenger RNA, 291 nt
Organism: Galdieria sulphuraria
Lineage: Eukaryota; Rhodophyta; Bangiophyceae; Galdieriales; Galdieriaceae
Product: 60S ribosomal protein L38e
Exons: 3
Coding region: 24-236 (70 amino acids)
Biological process (GO): protein-RNA complex assembly; translation
Cellular component (GO): ribosome; cytosolic large ribosomal subunit
Molecular function (GO): structural constituent of ribosome
Source: RefSeq, a predicted model, not a curated record